Molecule: messenger RNA, 333 nt
Organism: Protopolystoma xenopodis
Lineage: Eukaryota; Metazoa; Platyhelminthes; Monogenea; Polystomatidea; Polystomatidae
Source: the annotation of a GenBank genome assembly
AUGUCUAUGCAAGUGAGACGUCGGCCUCUGCCAACACAACACUUUACAAGGACACGUGGGCUCUUGGACGCCAUAGGACAGCCCCAACUUGUGACUUGUGACCUAAAUCCGAGCGAGAAGCCCCAGAAGAACACGGACAACCGGAAGGUGGGCAAUAUGCAUGUACGCAUGCGUGUGUUGCCAUUUGCAGUUGUGUCCGUUCGCGUGCUUGUCUGCCUGUCGGACAUGGGAACGUCGGACUGCGCAUCUGUCUGGAGUCAUGUGAGCGUCUAUGACCUUGAGCGCACUCUUUGCCGUCCACGCAUCGAUGGGAUGCAUGGGCAGGCGGCAUGA